This is a messenger RNA of Magallana angulata, 2300 nucleotides long. RefSeq names its product membrane protein FAM174-like. The record is from RefSeq and is a predicted model, not a curated record. The coding region runs from base 112 to 570 and encodes 152 amino acids. The transcript is spliced from 3 exons. Lineage: Eukaryota; Metazoa; Mollusca; Bivalvia; Ostreida; Ostreidae.
CAUAUUUCCACUUCCGUAAAAAAUCUUGUGAUGUGUCCACGAUUUGUUGUUCUUAAUCCAUGAUGAUGAUGACUAAAUGACAAUCAUAUGACGUUCUGAAUAUCUGUCAAAAUGGUUUCGGGGUGCGUUUAUUUAUUUUCGUUUUUAGUUUUCUGUUCACUAUUCUCCACUCUAGCAGGUGUUGAUGCUGGCAAAGAUGGCAGUACCCAAAGAGCGCGAGCGUCGACGUCGGUGGCGCCAGACACAACGUCGACCGUUAACUCGACGGCAGUGGCGCCGCUUACAAGCACCAGCAAUGACACGGUGAAGGAGAAGACAAUAAUGGAAACCAUAAAAGAUAACAAGGAUAUGUUGAUGAGGGCGUUCUACGUCCUGAUAGGAGUCACUGCCAUUGUUGUGAUUUACUUCGGCGUCCGAGCCUGGAGGUUGAGAAGGAAACGCAACAAGACAAAGAAAUACGGUUUGAUAUCUGGUCGUGGGGCAGAUUAUGAGAUGGCACCAUUAGAUGCUGAUGAUGAUGAUGACGACGAAGAUACAACUGUUUUUGAGAUGAACAGAAGAAAAAAGUGAAACAUGUCAAAGAAAAAAGAUUCAAAAGAUUUGAUGGAAGCUGGUUACUGGACAAAAAUUGCAGGAGUUUUGAAUUAGAAAUAUGAAUGGUUGUAUAUGGAUGAAACCAUCUUCAUUAUAUUUGUAAAUCUGGACUUAAUAGCAGUGAUGGUUAAAUUACCUGUGAGAUAGAUCAGUAGGUAAUCACUAAAGUUUGCAACGGAAGAUUAUCCUCACAGAUUUUGAGUUCAGAACUCAGUGAAUGAAUGAACUUUAUGUCAUUGGUCUUUUCUAUCAGUGUGGACACUUUCAUGAACAGGAGAACAAGUAUAGGGAUUGUGAGAUUGAGAGAAGAAUCUCUGUUUAUUUAUCUUUCUAUUUAAUCACAUUGUUAAGGACUUAGAUGUUAAAAACUAGACUUCUAAUUACUCUAUGAAACAAAUUGUUUAUUGAACUACGGUAGAUACUGGACAUGGUAGAGUACAGUAGAUUCCUCAUUUUACCCAAGUACUUUAUCCCAUCAACCAUUUUGAAUCAAAUCGUGAGAAUAUGAAAUUAUGUAUGCCAAAUUUUUAUUAAAAAGACGUUUAGUUCAAAUCUGUCUGAAAAAUAAAAGCAAGAAUUUAAAAUCCAUGAGAUGUGGUUCUAGAGAUUUUACGUGGAUAUUAUUAAUUCCUGGCUUUUAAUUAGGAAUCUACCAUAUUCGUUGUAGCAAACAUGUUUGUUUCUUUAAUAUUUACAUACAGUAGUUGAAGUACAAGUCUGGUGUCAGUUACCUAGGUGCAAUUUCGAUAAACUUAAUGUAUUGACUAUGUACAUGUAAUACUCUGACGUGGGUGACUUUAUAUUGAUGGUGCUUUGUCAUGUGUUAGUGAUUGUUUGUUAUGAAAUCCAUUUUUAUUUUUGUACAUUUUUGUGUAUUUUGUUAGUACUUUCAGUUUACAUAUGUAUUACUUUUAUGUUUGUUGAAGCAUACUGAGAAAGUGUGAACACUGACGUUUAUCCUGAAAAGUUUGAGUACAUGUGAACUAAACAAAGAAUAAUACCGUACUACCGGGUAAUUGUUUACUUGUCUACAAGUUCUAAGAUCCAUCCUAUAGUCCCUAAUCAGAUGACAAGUAUUGUGUUAUGGUGAUGGUGCUUUAAUUAAUCAGUAUCUGUUUAACUUUAUCAUCUUUAUACUUGUAUCAUUAUUUUUUGGGGAGCAAAAUGUAAAACAGGUAUUUGCUCCCAGUUUUACAAUUAGUUUUUGUUUAAACAGCAAUAAAAUUAAUUGUUCAGCACAUUUUAACUUUAUAUAUAGAUUUUUUACAAACUUCCAAGCAUGCAAAAGUCAAAAUAGAAGUGAGUAAAUUGUAAUGUUAGAACUAAAAUGUGUAGUAAACCAAAGUUUUUGUUAGAAACCCAUGUUAAGUACAUGGCAAACCUUCGUGAGGCAAGUUUUUGUUAGAAACCCAUGUUAAGUACAUGACAAACCUCCGUGAGACACUGAUGCCUUGAGUUCUAACUACCUUACUCUACGUGUGGUGUUGAUGUCUGUGAACUCAUGAAUCUGUAUGAUAUGCAAAUACUGGUAUUCUGGUGUAUACAUGUAUAUAUAGCUUUGUUCUUUGUGAGAAUCUGUCUUUCAAUUUGUCAUUAAUAUUAAUGUCCAAAGCGUUGCCUUGAUAUUUGACUUUAUCAAACAAUGAUGAGCCAGAUGAAGCACAGAAUCAAGUUUUUUUUAAUUAAAAGUUUCUUUGUAUAAUUUG